Zingiber officinale is the source of this 588-nucleotide messenger RNA. RefSeq lists its product as uncharacterized. The record is from RefSeq and is a predicted model, not a curated record. The transcript is spliced from 2 exons. Gene Ontology annotation, molecular function: nucleic acid binding. Lineage: Eukaryota; Viridiplantae; Streptophyta; Magnoliopsida; Zingiberales; Zingiberaceae. Bases 1 to 588 code for a protein of 195 amino acids.
AUGGUUGCAUCCACCUACUUCCAGAAGAUCAAAUUCCAGAUGGACGACAAGGUGGGAAAGGUCAAAGGUGACCAGUUGGCCACACGCCAAUGCUACGUCGAGAUGGUCAAAUCAGAAGCAAGGGCCACUCGAAAAAAUCCGCUCUUGGAGGUGAACACUAUCACGGAUAAGCCUUCUACGCUGGUUUACGAGGAAAAGGAGGAGAGGCUUAGGGAGUGGUGCGAAGGCUAUGACAUCCAGCAUGCCUUCACCUUUGUGGCCUACCCCCAAAGUAAUGGCCAAGCGAAGGUCACCAACUGGGAGAACCUCAGAGGCUUAUGGGCUCGACUUGACCACGCAGAAGGCAGCUGGGUUGAUGAGCUCCCUAGUGUUCUGCGGGCCCUCAGUACGACUCCAAAGGAGGCGACUGGUGUAACACCAUUUCACUUGGUGUACGGCGAUGAAGCGAUGGUUCCCGUGGAGGUCGGAGUAAAAACUGACCAAGUGCAGCUCUACGACAAGGGGAACGCCGAGCGAAGACUCAUGGAGCUCGACUUAGUGGAUGAGGCAUGGGAUAAGGCUAUUGUUCGGUUGAUAGCAUAUCGAUAG